Molecule: messenger RNA, 3315 nt
Organism: Engraulis encrasicolus (European anchovy)
Lineage: Eukaryota; Metazoa; Chordata; Actinopteri; Clupeiformes; Engraulidae
Gene: chtf18
Product: CTF18, chromosome transmission fidelity factor 18 homolog (S. cerevisiae)
Exons: 22
Coding region: 115-3150 (1011 amino acids)
Molecular function (GO): ATP binding; ATP hydrolysis activity
Source: RefSeq, a predicted model, not a curated record
CUGCGGCGCACCGAAACUUGCCGCCCGUCUUUUGUCCCGUUUCAUGUCGUUGUUUUGUAUUUUGAGAAGCUUUAUUUGCCGUUAACAGGGUCUGCUGGAGUUAAAUACACAAACAUGGACGAAUAUGACGAAAUGUACGGGAUCGAGGAUGACUUCGAGCAGCAGUUUGCAGACGAGUUGGAAAUCAUGGCGGAGAUGGAGAAAGAAGCAGAGCAGCAGGGCAAGGUGUCCAAGUACCGUGAGGAGGCAGCUAAGUCACGUCAAUCAUCAUCGGAGGUUGAGCUUCAGCCGCGUCAGUCAUUCGAGGAGGCCAUAGCUGCCGGAGACACCACGUUGCCAAGGAGAGCCGUUGCCAAGCAACCACUGCCAUCAGCUGCUGCUGCUGCUGAUGAUGAUGAUGAUGAUUAUGAGGACCACUUGAUCAUCGCUCUGACGGAGGAAGAGGAGAAAGAGGCACAGACCCCGGUGCCCAAGCGGCGGAAGUUUGAUGUGGCCAAGAAGUUGACCUUCAACUCGGCGCCUUCUGAUGACAUCACACCGUUCUCUGAUGACAUCACUCCGCCAUCUUCCCCAGAGGCCUACGAGCGCAGCAGGCCGAGACCAGUCUCCACGGUAACCAAUCUGAUGGACAUGAGUGGUCUGGGGGCUCUUCAGGACACGCCCAGUCGCGUUGCUAUGCCAACCUCCAGCAUUCUGCGCCGGGCCCCACUAACCGGAGAUUACAUCACUGUAACCAACAGCAACGGAGACAGAGUCUACCUCAGGCAGAAAGAGGAGCAGUCGCUGGAGAGUGUCGUCCGGUCGGUUCGCGGUUCCCAUAAUUCCCUUGGGCUCCUGGCCACGCCCAUCGAAGUCCUGAUGGAACAGGCAAUGGAGAAGCGUCAUCGUCAGGUGGUGGAGGAAUCACAGAGACUCACGGACCUCAUCAGCAGUAAUGUCAAUGAGGCGUUGCUGGGAGUCGGAGUUGAUGUUGAUGAUGAUGAUGGUGGUGAUGAAGAUCAAGACGGCUCCUCUUCGCGUCUCUGGGUCGAUCGAUUCUCACCACGACACUACACAGACCUACUGAGCGAUGAUUUCACCAACAGGUGUCUGCUUAAGUGGUUGAAGCUGUGGGACUGCGUGGUGUUUGGCAGAGAGAGGAAACCCCGCCCCAUUGUGCAAGAGAACCAAUUACAGGGCGGCUUCCAGGGCAGCUACCAAUCACAGGGCGGCUUCAAGGGCAACAACCAAUCACAGGGUGGCUUCAAGGGCAACAAUCAAUCGCAGGGCGGCUUCAAGACCAAGAGCCAAAUCACAGAGGAGAUCCUGGAGGCAGAGCUCGACCAAUACAAGCGCCCCAAAUACAAGGUGGCGUUACUCUCAGGUCCUCCUGGUCUGGGUAAGACAACGUUGGCUCACAUCAUCGCAAAGCAUGCUGGGUACAACGUAGUGGAAAUUAACGCCAGUGAUGACCGUAGUGCGGAGCUUUUCCAGAAGCGUAUUGACACGGCUACCCAGAUGAAGUCUGUCCUGGGAGCCAAUGAGAAGCCAAACUGCCUCAUUAUUGACGAGAUCGAUGGAGCGCCUUCCGCGGCGAUCAACGUGCUAUUGGCUAUUUUGAACAGGAAGGAGAGCCGUGAUGAGGGGGAAGGGGCGGGACCAAACUCCCUGAAGAAGAAGAAGAAGAAAGAGAACGUGCUUCUGCGACCAAUCAUAUGCAUCUGCAACGACCUUUAUGUGCCAGCACUCCGGCCCCUGCGACAGCAAGCGUUCUUAUUGGCUUUCCCCCAGACGCAACCAUCACGCCUCACACAGAGACUGGCAGAGAUUUCUCGUUAUCAGGGUAUGAAGGUGGACACUGGGACUCUAAUGGCUCUCUGUGAGAAGACGGACAAUGACAUCAGAUCAUGCAUCAACACCUUACAGUUCCUGCAUGGUCGUGGUAAAAGGCAGCUGGACGUGCGUGCCGUGUCCAGUGUGUGUGUCGGCCAGAAGGACCAAAACAAGGGACUCUUCUCCAUCUGGCAGGAGAUAUUCCAGCUACCCAGAAACGCCAACAAGAGGAAGCGGAUUGGUCGAGAGGGCCAGGAGGGAGUGCUUAACGAAGGAGCUCAGAGAUUACAUCACAUCCUGCACCUGGCCUCCUCUUGCGGAGAGAACGAGAAAAUUACACAGGGCCUGUAUGACAACUUCUUGCACAUGAAGUUGAAGGACCCCAGUCUUGGCGGCGUGUGCGCGGGUCUGGACUGGUUGUGUUUUGUUGACGUGCUGGGAGAGUACAUGAUGCACACGCAGAACUUCACUCUGCUGCGCUACACACCCUUCCUCCCUGCAGCGUUCCACAUGCUCUACGCACACACACACACGCCGCGCAUCAACUACCCCUCAAGCCACUACGAGGCCCUGACGAAGCAGCAGCAGUUGCGGAACGGUGUGGUUGCCAUGUUGGCGGAUAUUCCCCCGUCUGUGCGUAGUCGAGUGGCCAUCACGUCUCUCUGUCUGGACAUGCUGAGUCUCCUCCUCGACCUCAUCGCACCCAAACUGCGCCCCGUGAAUCCUCAGCUCUAUAGCUCCAGAGAGAAACAGCAGCUGCUAGACUUGAUUGACACCAUGAUCAACUACAACCUCAACUACACACAGCAGAGGAACCCAGAGGGCCAAUACACAUACCUACUGGAGCCUAACGUGGAGGAGGUGGUGCGUUUCCCGGGCCUGCCACCCCGUCGCCAGUUGACCUAUCAGGUGAAGCAGCUUAUCGCCCGAGAGAUAGAACUUGAACGCAUGCGCAGGACUGAACGCGCUCAGCUCAGGAGGAAUGCAAACACGAGAGGAGAUCCACAGGAAGUGAUGUCACAACCACAGGCAGCCAAGGUGGAGAAACAGGAAGUGAAGAGAGUCACCAGCAAGAACCACCAGCAGAGACUGGAGAACAUCGUCAAGCAGGCAGUAGUGGAGACCAGGCCUGAGAUGGACUUCUUUGGCCGUGUCAUAGUACCCAAGGACAAACCAGCCUCCACAAACACAGCGGAGGAGGGUAAAGGAGGCGUGGCUACUAAAGGGAGUUUGGCUCAGAUUGGUGUUGCUGUGGGAAACAGUGAUGUUUGGUUCCGUUUCAACGAGGGAGUUUCCAACGCAGUCAGGCGGAAUGUGUACAUCAGAGAACUACUCUAACUCAAGUGUGUGUGUGUGUGUGAGAGAGAGAGUUUUGUAAAGAUGUGAAUAAAGGCUGUGUGUGUGCGUGCGCGUGUGCGUGUAAGAAUUGUGAAUAAAUGGUGUGUUAAAGAGAUGUAUUGAUGUUAAUAAUAAAAUAAAAUGAUGAAAAUUUUGCAGCUUGAA